Messenger RNA from Aspergillus aculeatus ATCC 16872, 882 nucleotides. RefSeq names its product class II aldolase/adducin family protein. The transcript is spliced from 2 exons. The record is from RefSeq and is a predicted model, not a curated record. Gene Ontology annotation, molecular function: actin filament binding. Bases 1 to 882 code for a protein of 293 amino acids. Gene Ontology annotation, cellular component: cytoskeleton. Lineage: Eukaryota; Fungi; Ascomycota; Eurotiomycetes; Eurotiales; Aspergillaceae.
AUGGCUCCAUCGGUGACUGCAUCGGACCCUAAACCCGAGGCGAACAAAAUCGGCAAGAGAUCCGACAUUCCACCGCAGCUACAGGUCCUCGGUAAGACCAAGGAUGGCAGGGACCUGAAAGUGCGCCGAUAUCCCACGUUCCAGAGCCUGGAGGACGAGCGAGUAUACCGGAAGCAGCACCUGGCAGCGGCGUUUCGCCUCUUUGCGGAUCGUGGCUUCGACGAGGGUGUGGCGGGCCACAUCUCCGUCCGUGAUCCUAUUCUCACCGAUCAUUUCUGGAUCAACCCCCUCUCCGCACACUUCUCUCUCAUCAAAGUCUCCGACCUGAUCCUGGUGGACGAGGAUGGCUUGGUCGUCGAAGGCGAUGAGCCCAUCAACGCCCCCGCGUUCGCCAUUCACUCGGAGAUCCACAAAGCCCGACCGGAUGUGAACGCCGCGUGCCAUGCCCACAGCGUCGCGGGCAAGGCCUUUUCGUGCUUUGGCCGCGAGCUGGAGAUGAUCACGCAGGACGCACUGCGAUUCUACAAGAGCCAUGGCGUCUACCGGGACUUCAAAGGUGUGGUCCUAGACCGGGAGGAAGGACAGCGGAUUGUCGCCGCUUUAAGUGGGGGGAAAGCGGUGAUUCUGCAGAAUCAUGGCCUGCUGACGGUGGGGGAGAGUGUCGACGAAGCGGCAUUUUGGUUUAUCAGUCUGGACAAAACCUGCCAGGCUCAACUCCUGGCCGAUGCGGCAUCCGCAGCGGGGUACAAGAAGAUCAUUAUCGACGAAGAAGAGGCUUCUUAUGCGGCCUUGCAGGUUGGGGGGCCGGAGAAAGGAUGGUUGGCUUUUCAACCUUACUAUGAUGAGCAGGUUGCGAAAACGAAGGGCGAAUUCCUUCUGUGA